CAGCUGCACUAGACAGACCCAGCCAGAUGUCAGCUAGCUCCCGGCUUUCUCCAAGCUGGUCAAGUGCAAGCGGGUCCUGGUCUGCAUGUCCGAAUGCCAGUGUGGAUGCAGGAUUUGGGGCCCAGCACCAACAGGAGAGCAGGAGUUUCACCCAGGCAGAGGCAGCAGGGCCCGUCCUGGCUGCUGGCACCGGUCAGGGCUGCCAAAGCCGGCUCACAGAAACCUGGACUGCUGCUGGUCAGGACAGCUGGCCAAAAGAGAACAAAGGCAACAUCGUGCCAGCUGUACGGUAUUCCUGAAGGUAUCCACUGUCCCAAACCAUGUGCUUCCCGGGAGCCAGCCCUGAAGGUUCAAAACCCAGAAGAGUGUGCACGGUGGCAGCUUCUGGACAAAAGGGAGAGAGCAGAGGUCAUGUUGGUUUUGAGAAAGCUGAGAGGACACCAAAGGACUCUGACAGCAGUGCCACUGUCCUCUGCUGAGAGCACUCGUUCCACACGACCAUCUCCCAGUUUAUUUGAGUUCGAAAGUCACCUGUCUCUGCACAAGGUUGCAGGGAAUCAUAUCUAAUUAGCAGUGGAAAGCACUUAGGAGUUGCCAGAUGCUCUGGAGGCCCAAGACAGGAAUUUUCCCAAGGUAAGCUGUAGCAUCUCUCCUGCAUGAUUUUACGUUUUAUUCAUCACAAUUUUAAUAUCUUCACUAACUUGGUAAUUUACUGUACAUGAGAAUCACCAUUAAUUAAUCAGGUUACAUUUAGUAAGGACUUAACACUUGAAAAGCUGAAUGACCAUAUGUUUUCAGUCCACUGAUGUCACUGAUGCAGCUUAAAACUAUUGACAUCAAGGGAAUGUAAGUACUUUUUUUUUCUUUUUUUUUUUUUUUUGGUGUAAUUCCAGACAAAACAACAAAACUUUUAAAAGUUUCUGUCGCCCCCUGGACAGAAGUUUUACAUAAGUUUACAGAAGAUUUGCUUUUGACAAGAUGACAAUAAGCUAUAUUUACUUAUAAAAGCCUAACUGAAUCAUCCUUUUCUUAGCAAGCCAAGAUUACAACUGCAUUCUGCACUGGGUUUUCCUCAGCAAAACCUACCACACCCCCUCUCCCUUUGUGUGUGGUGAGGGAUUCGUUCAGUUUAUUCUGGGUUUUGUGGUAAGGUUUUUUAAAGCAAAGCACUGCAAUCCUCAGCUAUUUGUACAGAGCAGUCAGCCAACUGGGCUUGCCCGACAACACUGCUGACAGUAACAAAGUUGAUUAUAUGUAAGUACAGCAAAGGCACUGUUACAUGGGCAUGGGCUUCCUCUGCGUUUGAGCUUUAACAUUGCUCCCUUCCUUUAGACCUGCACUAUAUAUUAACACAUAUGUUUACAUGUGUUCAAGACUGUUUCUUUAUACAGAUCUCCAAACACAGAAUUUGAGCAGUACUCCAUCAGAAACUAGGCACACGGUAUAUUGAAAAUCAAGUUUGACAAAAACUUCAAAUCACAUCUGAGAGUCAUUUAAGAAAGCUGCGGACGUGAAUCAGACUGCAAAAAGGAUCUUGCUUUUCGCUCCGCAGGAGGAGAUGGGGAAGUCGGAGUCAUCCUGCUGGAGAGUUUUCCUCUCAUCUCACUUCAGCCCCAUUCCUGCUGUCUCUGGACGGUUCGCUGUAGCCACAGCACUCUGACCUGACACAUCCGUGUCACAGUGCCUUCUCCACGCCAAUCCCAACACCAAGCCAAACCUCCCUAUGAUGCAAGUUGGAAACUUUACCAAAGCCCGCGGACCAGCAGUGGAUAAUGUCAGCCAGAGAUCUGGCUCACGGAGUUCUUAGUGCCUUUGAGCUAGCAAGGCCAAAGGGAUACGAACCACACAUGGAAGUCUCAUGCUUUGUAAAAGGAAAGAGAAACCAGAGGGGCUCCAGCAAUUAUACAAGAUGCAGGAGCUGUUUGAGAGCUGCCUCCUGAAGGAUUAGCUACAAAUCCUUGUUCCCUUCACAGCUGUAGCCUUGUGUCUGUGUGCAUCCUGUAAUGCAGUGUAGAAAUUAAUAAAUAAAAAGGACAGCAUUAAGUAACACAGGAACUCUCGUGUCCAUGUGGUACUGCCUGCAUCAUCCAGAUGGAAAGUAUCUGUCUAGACAAAUCUGGGAAUUAUGCAAGCUUGGAAUUCCUGAAUAGCUCUUCCUUUCCAACAUCAUGAAGCAUUUGCAGUGCCCACCGAAAAUACAGAAAUCCAGGGGAGAAAGAAACCCUUCAAUCCCAGCAGCCAGGAAACCUAAACACUGGCAGUAUGUUGGAUGAGAGAAGGUCUAAGUGCAGGAAUAUGGAGCAGUGUCCCUGCUGUGUGCAGGCUGACUCAUCUCCGAGGAGCCAGGAUGGUCCCUGGUGCUCACUCCUGUCUCAGCAGAAGCGGAGCAGGCUCCCUUGAGCUUCUUGUGGUUCUCUGCUGCCUGAUGCCCUGGACAAGGCACAGAGCUGCUUGUUUCCACUUUUCCAGAGCUGUUUGUUUCCACGGUGCUCAGGCAAGCAGAAGGAAUGAAAACAAAGAGGGAAAGAUGGGCUGUCCUGGUGCAAACCACAACAGCAUGAAAAUAAAUCACUCCACCUAGGAGAGCCAAAAAAAAAGCAGGACAGAAAACAUGGAACUCCCACUCUGGCCCGGGAGCUGCUGCUGGCUCUGAGCAACACCCAGGGAUCACUGGGGCUGGGAGUUCAGCACAACUCUAGAGUUGCAGUGACCCUUUUUGGUGUUCUUGGGAAACAACGGCCCGGCCAGAGGAGACUGAAGAAUGGAGCAGCCAGGAACUCUGCCUGCAGAGCAGUGUAACCCAGGGCAGGAAUGACACAAUUCUCAAUAUUGUAUGGAGAAAAGUCAUUUUUUAAAAAGCACAGGUCGUGAACCAGCAGUCAUCUGGUUUGUGGCAGUUUUAUCACUGACUCCAGGAGGGCAGUUUCAAACCUUCCAAGGUGCAUCCAAACAGAAACGUCACUUGUGGUCAGUUUGGGGUCACACUGGAGAAAAAGGGGCUGAUGUUUGUCCAUCUGGCCUGGCCCCUUCAGUGCUGCAGAGGAGAGUGAGAGAGAGCAUUGUGUCUGUCCUGUCCUCCCAGGCCCAGGAGAGAAAGAGUAAAGAGCAACUGGGAGCCUGAGAGAUAAAACCACGGCUUGUACCACUGUUUGGGGGCAAUCAGGGCAAUAUUUCUGCAGGGCCAGGGGGCUGCAGCAGGACAUCACAUCAUGCCUGAGCCACCGUUGGAUCAGCAGCCCGGAAAGCAGAUGUGCCAAUUUCCUGUCCUUGAUGAUGAUGGGCCCUAAUUACGCCAGAGCUGUGGCAAUGUCCUUUCUUGUGUAUGACCCCUAAUUUGGUUUCAUGAAGUCAUCUGUGCCAGGUUCUUCCGGCUGCAAGGCUGGGCAUGGAAAGGAGCCAUCCCUGAAGCAGGAUUGCCUUUGAGCUGGCAGCAGACGAGUGAUUGGCAUUGGGCAGUGCUGCUGAGACUCUGGCAGGCCGUUUAGCAGAGAACCUUGGCUAAUGAAUGUCAUCCACACCUAGCAGAUGUGCCACUGCCUGCCAUGCCAGAUUUUUGACAUAAUACAGGGCUGCUGGACACGACAGUGCUCGGGAAAAGCCAGGGAGCGACUUGUGCCUUCAACGUGGCGUUUGGUCCUUCUCGUGCUCUGUGAGAGAAACGAAACCUGCAGAGGGCAGGGAGGCACAGCCGCGUCUCCCGGCCCUCCACCCUGGUUUUAUCGAUACAGAUAUACAAGGCAAACCAAAGGUUUCGGCUGCUAUUCAGUGCCUCCUCAUUUGUCCCAGAGCCGUAACAGUGGUGCCCUUUCUCUUCUGGCUGCUUUUUCCUGCUUCUGGAGCAGCAGUUAUGGGAGAAGCAGAUGGCUACUGAUUGGGGAUGGAGGACGCCGGCGUCCAGCGGGGAAUAUGGGACGGGGAUGCCAAGACGGUCCAGCAGUGCUUGACUGACAUUUUUACCAGUGUUUACACCACCUGCGACAUCCCGGAAAAUGCCAUUUUCGGCCCCUGCGUCCUGAGCCACACGUCCCUGUAUGACAGCAUCGCCUUUAUCGCCCUCAAGUCCACCGACAAGCGCACCGUCCCCUACAUAUUUCGGGUGGACACGUCGGCGGCCAACGGCUCGUCGGAGGGGCUGAUGUGGCUGCGGCUGGUGCAGUCGGCGCGGGAGCGGGAGGAGCAGAACCUGGAGGCCUACAUCAAGAGCGGGCAGCUCUUUUAUCGCUCCCUGCGCCGCAUCGCCAAGGACGAGGAGCUGCUGGUGUGGUACGGCAAGGAGCUCACUGAGCUGCUGCUGCUCGGCCCGGCCCGGGCCCCUGCCCGCACCAACGGCUCGCCGCCCUUCGCCUGCCCCGAGUGCAGCCAGCGCUUCCAGUUCGAACUGCCCUUCGCCGCACACCUCCGGUUCCGCUGCCCCAAGAGGCUGCACGGCCCCGACAUCGGCCCCGCCGCCGAGGCCGCCGCCGCCAAGGACGGCUCCGGCAAGGAGCAGGAGCCCGGCAAGUUCGGGAAGCCCGGCGGGCCGCCGCACCACCCCUUCCCCGGGCCCGACGGCGGCCCUGCCGCCAGCACCAAGCCCUCCACGGACUUCCACAACCUGGCACGGGAGCUGGAGAACUCCCGCGGCGGGCGCGCCGGCUCCCCGGGGCGGCCGGCGCCCCCCGAGGGCGGCCCUGAGGCGGCGGCCGGGAAGGCGAAGCGGCGCUUCCCCGAGGAGGAGGAGCGCGGGCCCAGUGCGGCGCGGGGCCGCUUCCCGGCGGAGCGGCCGGGGCUGCCGGCGGCGCCCAAGGAGGAGCCGGGCUGCGCCCCGCAGCAGCAGUACCGCGCCGCCGGCUCCUACUGCGGGCUGGAGGAGGGCGGGCGCCUCUUCGCGCCGCCCAGCCCGGAGACCGGCGAGGCCAAGCGCAGCGCCUUCGUGGAGGUGAAGAAGGCGGCCCGCGGCCCCGAGCCCGACGGCGGCCCCGAAGAGGGCCCGGAGCGCGGCUCGCCGGGCGCGGGCGGCGCGGAGCCGGGGCUGUGCCCCCGCGGCGGCGCGGGGGGCCCGCUGGCCGCCCGCCUGGACGGCGGCAGCCCGGCGCGGGGGAGCGCCUUCAGCACGGUGCCGCAGCUCGGGGCCGGCCCCGGCGGGCCCGGCGGCGGCGGCGGCGCCGACGAGAGGAAAAGCGCCUUCUCGCAGCCCGCCCGCUCCUUCCCGCACGUCCCGCCGCUGGUGCUGGGUCCCAAGCUGGGCGGGCUGGGCGAGCCCUGCCCCGACGGCGCCGCCGCCCCCGCCCGCCUGUACGCCGCCGAAGCGCUGGCCGCCAAGCUGCCGGGCGGCGGGGAGGCGGCGGGCGGCGGCGGCGGCGGCGGGGGGCUGCCCAAGCAAAGCCCCUUCCUCUACACCACGGCCUUCUGGCCCAAGAGCUCGGCGGCGGCGGCGGUGGCGGCGGCGGCGGCGGGGCCGCUGCAGCUGCAGCUGCCGUCGGCGCUGACGCUGCUGCCGCCGUCGUUCACCUCGCUGUGCCUGCCGGCUCAGAACUGGUGCGCCAAGUGCAACGCGUCCUUCCGCAUGACCUCGGACCUGGUCUACCACAUGCGCUCCCACCACAAGAAGGAGUACGCGCUGGAGCCCCUCGUCAAGCGCCGCCGCGAGGAGAAGCUCAAGUGCCCCAUCUGCAACGAGUCCUUCCGCGAGCGCCACCACCUCUCCCGCCACAUGACCUCCCACAACUAGCGGGGACACCCCCGUCCCGGCCCCGGGAACACGCCCGGGACCCCCGCGCCGGGAACACCCGCGCCGCCCGCCUCUCCCACCCUUCCCCUUCGAUGCACGCGUUUCCACAGUCCGGGGAGCGGCGGGGAGGGCAGCAGGUGAGAAGGAUGAGAAGGUGAAGAAGAAAAAGCAGAAAUUGAAGGUAAAAGAAAAAAAAAAAAAAAAAAAGAAAAAGAAAAAGAAAGAGAGAAAAGAGAAUCACCGGGAAAAAGAAAAAAAAUGACUUAAAAAUACAUUUUUUAAAAUGUCAUAUAUUGCAACAUAUUGAUGCAUUUGUCAUACGUUUCUACUUAAAUUAUUAAGCACUUAUGGUUUAGAUGUAAUAAUAAUUCUAUGUCAGGGUAAAUUUUUAUUUUGGAUAUGAAGCUAAGGGCGAGGGGAGCGCGGCGGGGCCGGCGGCCGGCGGGCCGGGGUCCUGCAUGCACCGGGCGCUACCCCCGUCCGGCCCCGCCGCCCGCGCCCCUUCCCCCCGAGUGUCACUGGUGCCCGUGGAAUGGAGUCUCGGUAGUUCCGUGUUUACCUUCCCUUUCCCGUUUGGGUUUGGUUUUUGGUUUGUCUUUUUUUUUUCCUCGCCCCUCUGGACAAAAAAAAAAAAAAAACAACAAAAAAAGAUUUAUUAAACUUUAUAGUUUAUCCGGGUAUGUUGGAUGCUUUGACAAUA
Molecule: messenger RNA, 6410 nt
Organism: Melospiza melodia melodia
Lineage: Eukaryota; Metazoa; Chordata; Aves; Passeriformes; Passerellidae
Gene: PRDM8
Product: PR/SET domain 8
Exons: 11
Coding region: 3878-5710 (610 amino acids)
Biological process (GO): regulation of DNA-templated transcription; oligodendrocyte development
Cellular component (GO): nucleus
Molecular function (GO): protein binding
Source: RefSeq, a predicted model, not a curated record